Hydractinia symbiolongicarpus is the source of this 2479-nucleotide messenger RNA. RefSeq lists its product as uncharacterized. Lineage: Eukaryota; Metazoa; Cnidaria; Hydrozoa; Anthoathecata; Hydractiniidae. The transcript is spliced from 4 exons. The record is from RefSeq and is a predicted model, not a curated record. Bases 108 to 1544 code for a protein of 478 amino acids.
AAUAAGAACUUUAAAAAAGUUUCGAUAUUUAAUUUUGCAUUAAAAUACAGUGUAGAAGAAAUUUUAAACUUGGUUUAAAAAAAAAGUUAUCGCUUCUUAGAGUUAAAAUGUUGAAGAAAAAUGGUGUCAUUCGUGGUUGCACACUCCUCGAAGAUUGGUUUGUGAAAUCUCCACCACUGCAUAAGUUAAAAAGCACAUGGCGAAAACGAUAUUUUGUGUUAGCAAAAUCAGAAUCUUUACAGUCCUUUAAAAAAUCAAUGCCAAGUUUCUUUUUGAUAUAUUGGACUGGAAAAAGGGAGAAGGCUAAAGGUACAAGACCAAUCAGAAUUAUACCACUUGAUCAAUCCUGUCAGGUGAAAUUGACAAAUCAUCCGUUAAAUAAGGAAAAGUAUCCUUAUGUUGUGUCUGUAGCUUCUACAGAGCGUGAAUACUAUCUAUGUGCUGACAAUGACACUACCAGAAUUUUAUGGCAUGAUACAAUGGUGCAAGUUGUGAAAGCGGCACAAGAAGCUGAUUAUCCAAUGUUUCUCAACAUGCCAAUUUACGAAGAAAUUCCAUGUGCAAUGAAGACCUUUCACGACGACACAGAUUCAAAUUCGGCUAGUUCAAUAGAGAGCAGAAGAUCGUCAGAAGCUUCAUUUAGCAGCAAUGACGAUUUACUUCAGCACAGACAAAAAGCAGCGACGUUGUUCAAUGAUCCUAAUACACUUUUAACAUCUAGAUAUUUGAUGUCCAGACACAGUCUACCUUGUGACGAUCUUGCUUAUCACGAAGGCUUCCCCUUGCCUACAUCCAUUAUGAAUCCCAGACGUAGUCUUCCAAAUGCCCACACCGCGUAUCCUGACAGAGAACCUGCUUCGUCAACAUCUUUUGAUACUUCAAUGUCUUCAUUGACAGACACUUACAUAAAAAUGUCUCCUUCAACUUCAUAUGAAUGCUCUACAACAGAAAAUGAUUCUUUAACUCAGCUUGAUCAAAGUGAUUCACGUCAACAAAACCUUCGGACGUUGUCGUUAGAUUCUGCCACACUUUGCAAGUCCGCCAUGGUUAAACAUCAAACCAGAUCAUCUUCCUUGGUAACAAAACCUGAAACAUGGUUAAUAGGACAUAACAGCAAAUUUAGACCAAAAAAACCUGCCCGUUUAUCAAAAAUAUUUCAACAAGAAUCUCCUAUGAAAAAUCCAAAACGCAACGUUGAUUUUGAAAGAUCUAAAUUAACAAAUUCUUCUAAUGAACUUUCAGAGGCAUCACGUGAUCAGUGUGGUACAUUUUAUGAUGUGCCAAAUAAGGCAGAUGCUUCGAAAAGAAUAAACUUCCAAGAUGUUCAAAUAGACCUACCGCAAAGCAGUACUGUAAUGCUAUCAGGAAAUGUUUUAAAAGUCCGGACAGAUAGAGGAGAAUUCGAGGUGAUGAUACAACACGCAGAAGACAAAGGAGUUAAAGGCCUAGAAGAAAAAUCCGCUAAUAUAGACGAAGUUGUCCUUAAGAAGGAGGAAAACAAAAAAGAGGAGGAAGAAGAAGAAGAAUUAACCACAUAUUUAUGAUUUUUCGUUACUUUUUUUUUGUUUUUUGCUGUUGUUCAGUGAACCAAGAAAACCUGUUUACUUUCAAUGCUCUGAAACCCAUGAAACACUUUCGCUUUGAAAUAUACUUCAGUUUUUUUGAAAAAAUUCUAUUCCAGGAAAAUAUGUAUUAUGUAUUAGUGUGUGUGUGGGGGGGGGAGGGGUGAUAUUAACUUAAUUUCAUGGGAUCUCUAACCAAAUAUGUCGAAAAAAAAUAAAAUCCCUUGUGUACAUUGUGUUACAGUGGAUAAAAGAUCUGAUGGCCAAUUUUGCGCAAAUGUAUAACUUAUUCUUAACAACGUCAUACUUAUAGUUUUGUUAUUCACAAAUUUCAUAGCGAACCGGCCACGCAUUAAAAAACCACAUUAACAAAAUUAUUUUUUUUAAUUUAAAAACAAGGCUUGAAAUUGCACAAAAACUAAUAUUCAUUCAAGUCAUUUGACCAGCGUUACAUAGAGGUUUUAAAUUUUUUAUACGCAUGCAAUACGAUUUUGUUGCAUUUAGUUUGUUGUCACGCCACAUAUGCAACAAAAUGCAUGUAACAAUACUUAAAACCAGGCGCAGACUCAGGGUUUGUCAAGUAGGUUGCGUGACUGUAAUGAAUGUAAAUUUGACGAAAAGUGUGAGUCGAGCGCAAGCAAUAUAAGCGCACGAUAUCGAUAUCCCGGAAUAUUACAAUAUGUAGAACAGUGGUGGCAUUGUAGACGGAUCUCGUUAAAAAAUAGAUGCAUGUUCUAAUUCCUUUAGCAGCAAAAUUUCACAGUCCUCCUUAUUUCGCCUUAAUAGCUACAAUAAUAACCGAUUACCCCGGGCUGUACCACAUGGUCCUUUAAAAUUUUUCAGUUAGACCCAUGGCUCUGAAAUUUUGACUGGAUAACAUUUGAACAUUAAUGUACCACUAAAAAAAGAUUUUGUAA